GCAGGGCCAACCGGGAGAUCCAGACGCAGGCAGCGACCGAGCCGCUGCCGCUCUGCAUCCGGCCGCCCCGCAGCAUCCCCCGAUGGCCAGCCGCCUGACCUGCUGCCUCCUGCUCUGGGCUCUGGGCCAUGGGGGCUGCCGCUCUCCUGCGGGGGACGGCGCCGGCAGCCAGGCCACCUGUCCCGUCCAGCCCCGGGAUGCCCGGGACUCGUCCUUCCGCGACCGCGACCCCCGUGAGGGCUCUUCGCCUCCCCCUGCUCUGGGCAGCACCUCACAGGACAUGGUAGCUGUCCACAUGCUUAAGCUCUACGAGAAGUACAACAGGGAAGGGAGCCGGCCCGGCGACGGCAACACCAUCCGCAGCUUCAGAGCCAGGCCGGAAUUCUUGGCCCAGAAGCCCUUGUACUGCUUCAAUCUGACAUCCAUGCAGGAUUCAGAGGUGAUCCUUGCUGCUACUUUUCACUUCUAUGCUGACAGAGGCCCUCGGCACCGAGAAGUGUUUUGUAAGCGGUCCAAGAACUCCUCCUGCCAUCUCUUUCAUCUGCCUCAGGUCCUGCCACUCAAUAUCAUUUUUCAAAGCAUUCACCAGAAUUCUGCCUAUGGAGCAGUGAAAGGGAACAUCACCAUGUUUCUUCAAAGGAGAGGGACUUGGCAUGCAAAGGACAUUUCACACGUCAUAAAAGAAUCAAAACAGGCUGGAGAGCUCAUCCUCUGUGCUGAACUUCAUUCUGGGGAGAAACACCAGGCCUUCCCUGAACAGGUCAACAGUCAUUUACCUUAUAUACUAGUUUAUGCCAAUGAUCUUGCCAUCUCUGAACCUAACAGUGUGGCAGUCACCCUACAGCGUUACGAUCCAUUCCCUUCCAAUGAUGGGGACCACAAUGUAUCCCCUAAUGCUUCCACUGACACCCGAGUGAGGAGGGAUACAGACCUCUCUAGCUCUCUUCAGAACAAUGAGUUGCCAGAAGUAGAUCAUAACAACAAUAAAUACAACAAACAUGACAUAUGGGAUAAUGUCUACAAGUCCUUGAAACCAAAAGCCUCACGCUUAGACCGAAGGAGAAAAGGGCAAAAAAAUACAGAAACAUUUAAAAAGUCUCAGGUGCUAAAUUUUGACGAGAAAACAAUGAAGAAAGCAAGGCGGAAACAAUGGAAUGAGCCAAGGAUUUGUUCGAGAAGAUACAUGAAAGUUGACUUUGCUGAUAUUGGCUGGAAUGAAUGGAUCAUAUCUCCCAAAUCAUUUGAUGCCUACUACUGUGCAGGGGCAUGUGAAUUUCCUAUGCCCAAGAUUGUCUGGCCAUCAAAUCAUGCUACAAUCCAGAGCAUCGUAAAAGCAGUAGGAAUCAUUCCUGGCAUCCCAGAACCCUGCUGUGUUCCUGACAAAAUGACCUCACUCAGUGUCCUGUUCUUAGAUGAGAACAAAAAUGUUGUUUUAAAGGUAUAUCCCAAUAUGUCAGUUGAAACUUGUGCCUGCAGAUAA
Molecule: messenger RNA, 1480 nt
Organism: Calypte anna (Anna's hummingbird)
Lineage: Eukaryota; Metazoa; Chordata; Aves; Apodiformes; Trochilidae
Gene: GDF10
Product: growth differentiation factor 10
Exons: 3
Coding region: 83-1480 (465 amino acids)
Biological process (GO): BMP signaling pathway; SMAD protein signal transduction; osteoblast differentiation
Cellular component (GO): extracellular region
Molecular function (GO): growth factor activity; cytokine activity
Source: RefSeq, a predicted model, not a curated record